GGGACGGCAGGGCACUGCCGCGACCUUGUCCAUCCCCUCCCGCCGGGCCCAGGCGGGCAGGGGCGGCAGCAGUCCAGCCUCCUUAAUGCUGCCCCGAUUCGGCCAGGCGUAGGCUUCUCCCGUGCUUCACGCAGGCACCCGCACACACACCGUGUGCUCCUUAGCCCUAGGUCAAGGGGAAAAGCGUUUUUCGGUGGUGACUUUUGCAGGAGGGACGGUUUGUCUAGAGGGGUAUCUCUUACCCAUCUGUACGCAUGCUUUUGGUACAAGAUUUCCUGUCCUGCUCGCUUAAGUAUCCUGCUUCCCCCUCAAGACUCUCUUGCAUUAACUUACAUAGUAAAUUGCUCUUCAGUGUGGUACAGGUUAACUAAAAGUAACUGUCUCCCUUCAGCUACUGAUGUAGGACCGAGGUAAAGAAGAGAUGCCGUCAUAGAUCUCAAGCAAUAUUAACCCAGGGCUGGUGGGUCGGAGGGAGCUGGUGAUUCUGAAGACUGCCAAGUCAUCAUGGCUCAUGCUACUAUUUAUGUGGGGUUUACUGUUCCUCAGUUACUGAGAGGUGCUAGCAGAAUUUUUCCCACUCAUUCUGCAUUGGUGGUGAUGAGGCACUCUGUUUUUUGUUACUGCACAGUAAACAGCACAAUAAAAUCAAAAAGGAAAAUGGAUCAUCUGGAGAGAACAGCAAAUAAUUUUCGCCAGGAGGUAAUUUCACAAGCAAAAGUGUGUGGAAUCACCAAUGAGUCGGAGACAGUCAAAAGGCUUCGUUUGGCUAUUGCAAAUAAAGAUUUUACUUUCAAAGCAGGACAGUGGGUUGAUUUCUUUAUUCCCGGGGUAUCUGUAGUUGGGGGAUUCUCAAUAUGCUCAAGCCCUGGCCUGUUGGAACGAGAAGGAGUAUUAGAGCUGGCAGUAAAGCACACUGUUCAUCCUCCUGCUCACUGGAUUCACACUGAGUGUACUCUUGACUCAGAAGUGGCUCUGCGAGUGGGAGGUGAUUUCUUCUUUGAUCCUCAGCCUGGUGACUCCCCUGUAAAACUAGUGCUGAUAGCAGGGGGUGUUGGAAUUAACCCAUUGUUUUCUAUACUGCUGCAUAUAGUAGACCUUCAUGGAUACCAAGAGGGUAAAGGAAACGGAUACAAAAUGGGAACAGUGAAGCUGUACUACAGUGCAAAAAAUACAAGUGAACUCUUAUUUAAGAAAAAUAUUCUCGGUUUGAUGAAUGCAUUUCCUGGAAAGAUCACAUGUCAUUUCCAUGUUACCCAACAGAGUUCACAGAUCUGUAAAGAACUUCAGCCACAUGUUACAGAGGGAAGAAUAUCUGAAAAGGAUCUAGAAAAACAUGUAUCUAAGGAUACUUUAUGGUACAUCUGUGGUCCACCUCCAAUGAUAGAAUCUAUAUCCAAACUACUGUCUAACAUUGGUGUUCCCAGAAACUGUGUUUUCUUUGAGAAAUGGUGGUAGUGACACCCGCUGAACAGAAAAUGUAUUACUUGUUUCCAGUAUAUUUUGAUAAGCUAAAAUGUACAGAAAUGGACUAUGAAUUAUUUGGAAGAUUUUAUUUCAUACAUGAAGAUGUCCUCAAUCAUGAUAGUGUUCCUUUAACUAUAAUACACCUGUAAUACGGUGCUGCUGCUUUUGGGGAAAAAAAGUGAUUUUUAUAUUAAAGACAUUAACUUUU
This is a messenger RNA of Harpia harpyja (harpy eagle), 1672 nucleotides long. It is a transcript of the gene OXNAD1, whose product is annotated as oxidoreductase NAD binding domain containing 1. Gene Ontology annotation, cellular component: mitochondrion. NCBI's taxonomy places the organism in Eukaryota, Metazoa, Chordata, Aves, Accipitriformes, Accipitridae. Gene Ontology annotation, molecular function: oxidoreductase activity. The record is from RefSeq and is a predicted model, not a curated record. The transcript is spliced from 8 exons. The coding region runs from base 505 to 1455 and encodes 316 amino acids.